AUGGCUACUUUUAAGUCCCUCGUCUACCUCGCUGCAGUCUCGGCUGUCCGCGCUACUAUCAGCCCUGGUUCCCUCAACACCAUAUCUACAGCAGUAGACGUCAACAGCCAGGCCGGCUGGUGGAAUCCCCUCGAUGAGUUCGGUGACUACGACUGGUUCGCGUAUUUGCGAAACCCUCCUAGCGGCAGCACAGCCAACAACAAUGUCAUGAUCGCCCGGCGCUCCAUCUCGGAUGGUACAAUCACACGAGACUGUGUCAAGACAUCUGAUGGCGAAUGUGCCAUCUUUGCAGAUGACUUGGGACAUAAUACACCAAGUAUUAGCAUUGAUGGAGAUGGUUACGUGCACGUGUUCACUAGCAUGCACAACGAGCCAUGGCAGUAUUUCCGCUCUUCUGAGCCGUAUAGCAGCUCUCUUGUCGAUGCCAGCUCCGAUAUGCCCGACCAGGGCGUCAAGAUUACAUAUCCCGUCAUCAAGCGUGACGCCAACGGAGAUCUCUGGCUUAUCGUUCGUGGACAGGCGGCCAACGAUGAUACAUCUAAGGGCGGAUACUUUUACAAGUACUCAGUCAAUGAUAAGACAUGGUCCCGGGUCAGUAUCUGGGCAUAUAGCAAGGGAUACUCAGUCUAUCCUGAUGACAUCGCCUUUUCCUCCGAUGGUGAUAUCCAUCUCCAGUGGGAAUGGAGCAAGUACCCUGCGUCUGCUGUGCGCCAUCAAGGAAGUUACGUGCGCUACCGCCCAUCUACAAACUCGUACACCUCAGCCUCCGGAGCCACCGUCUCGCUUCCUGUUACGCAGAAUACUGCGGAUAUUGUGUACCAGCCGCUCACAUCGGGCGAAACCUACAGCGGGGACAUCAAUGCAUCUCCAGGCCCAGCUUUCCAAAGCGCAAAGAUGGCACUAUACGAGCGCUCUGGCACAGUUCAUAUCCAACACGCCUACCGCUUCAAGACUUCCAACGCCGGCGCAUGGCAGAUCCGUCGUGCUACGGCAACAUACGGUACCCAGGAUCCUUGGAAGCGUGAGAUUCUGUACGACGGAAGUGAGACAAGCGCUGGAAUCGGCAUCACGCACGAUGGCACGACUGUUCGUAUCUACUAUUGCGUUGCUUCGGCUAGUGUAUCCGUACUUGAGAACGUGGGAGGUGCGGGGUGGACUAACACGGCUGUUGGUCCGGGUGUUAGUAAGAGGGUGCAGCGUCUGCAGGCUUUGAUGAGGAGUGAUGGUACGGAUGUGCUGUACUUGGGGUCGCCGAAUAAUGUUAACUCAACAACUGGAAGUUUGUAUCUUCUGACUGUUGGAGGGCGGGACUAG
Molecule: messenger RNA, 1314 nt
Organism: Fusarium sp. VM40
Lineage: Eukaryota; Fungi; Ascomycota; Sordariomycetes; Hypocreales; Nectriaceae
Source: the annotation of a GenBank genome assembly